Messenger RNA from Physeter macrocephalus (sperm whale), 1847 nucleotides. Its product is annotated as membrane-associated progesterone receptor component 1-like. The coding region runs from base 114 to 662 and encodes 182 amino acids. NCBI's taxonomy places the organism in Eukaryota, Metazoa, Chordata, Mammalia, Artiodactyla, Physeteridae. The record is from RefSeq and is a predicted model, not a curated record. The transcript has a single exon.
CUGGCCCAGCCUUUGAGAGUCUCUCUGUCUCAGUGCACAGCGAUUCCCAAGGAGGUCACUACAAACUGGGGUGAGUCAGAUUCACUCUGCCUGCCAAGCAUGCUCCAGAGAAGAUGACUCUUUGCGUCUCAAAAGAACAGGGAGCUUGCGGCGAGGGAGGAGAAAGCCAGUUCCGGAGCCCUCCCUAUCCCGGCCCAACCUUUGCUCUAGCGAUCAUGGCUGCCGAGGACGUGGCGGCGACCGGCGCCGACCCGAGCGAGCUAGAGGGCGGCGGGCUGCUGCACGAGAUUUUCACGUCGCCGCUCAACUUGCUGCUGCUCGUCCUCUGCAUCUUCCUGCUUUACGAGAUCGUGCGCGGGGACCAGCCGACGGCCAGCGACAGCGACGACGACGAGCCGCCCCCGCUGCCCCGCCUUCAGCGGCGCGACUUCACCCCUGCCGAGCUGCGGCGCUUCGAUGGCGUCCAGGACCCGGCCUCUCACCAGUGCUUUCAAAUGCAAUGUCAUGAUUUUCUCGAAAGCGUGAGAGUGACCAUUGUGUCUUCCUCUCUCCUUCCAGUCAAGUAUCAUCACGUGGGCAAGCUGCUGAAGGAGGGGGAGGAGCGCACUGUGUACUCAGAUGAGGAGGAGCCAAAGGAUGAGAGUGCUGGGAAAAACGAUUAAAGCCUGCAGUGGACGCAUACCUAUUUUUGUACUUUGCAGACUCAUUUGUAACAUUCCAGUCUGUUUUUAAAACAUGGUGAUUUCAAUAUUUAGAAAAGUUUUGAACUUGCUGUACAUUUUUUUAAUUAACAUCACUAGUGACACUGAUAAAGCUAACGUCUGUCUUAGAAUGCAUGAUAUGUUCGUGUGUCACAAAUCCAGAAAGUGAACUGCAGUGCUGUAAUACAAAUGUUAUUACUGUUUAUCUUCUAUCUGUAGUCAGUACAGGCUGCAUUUGAAUUUGUUUUUCCUGAGAGACAGGUAAGACGUGGGUAUUUGCCCCAAACAGGUAAAAAUGUUAAACGUGCGAAGUCCUUCAAGCAUCAAGGAACAAAGGAUCAACUUUUAGUCAUGAUGUUCUCUGAAAGACAGCAAAUCCCUUAUUUCUCAAUUGACUUAACUGCAUGAUUUCUGUUGUAUCUACCUCUAAAGCAAAUCUGCAGUGUUCCACAGGCUUUGGUAUUGAUUAAAGAGAGGUGUCCAGUAACAAAACGAAAUCUCAAAGCUGGGCUCAAUUGCAAGAAAUCUACUUUCUUUGUUUCCAGUCUGCAUCAUUGUCCUUGUCCUCCUUGGGACCCUCAGAUGCCCUCACUAACACAGUAAUCUACAGUGAGGAUUAAAACAGGAUGUGAACAUUCGAAAGCAAGCUUUGGAAAAAAAUCAGCUGGUUUGCCUAAAAACCUAAAAUACGUGAAUAAGAUUGUAGGACUAUCUUCCCAAUCCCCGCGUUCAUGGUUAUUUCACAUGGUUGGACGUGAGAGAGGGGCAUCCAGAACAGGAACAGGUGAUUGCUCUCUUAAGAGCCUUCACACCCCUGAAGAAUGAGGAAACCGUAUACAUCACUAGCCAAGUGGUUUUUAAAGUGUAUUCAUAAAGUAACAGUUAUUCUUCUGUUGUUACAAAACUAUAGCCACUGCAAGAGUAGUCGUCAAAUGUCUUGGUCUUUGAUAUUGGUCUUUUGGUUCACAAUAAACUUAGCUUAAAUAGACUGUACAGUUGUAUGAAUUUGUAAAAGUAUUAUAUGAACAAUUAGUGAGGUUUCUUGUAGUUGAAUAGUCGUUGUAUUUUCUUGUGAACUGUGUUUAAUGGUUUUACCUCAAAUCAGAAAACAAAAUGAAGUGCUUUGGUUAGUUAAUAAAAUGGUUU